This is a messenger RNA of Cicer arietinum (chickpea), 4414 nucleotides long. NCBI's taxonomy places the organism in Eukaryota, Viridiplantae, Streptophyta, Magnoliopsida, Fabales, Fabaceae. The record is from RefSeq and is a predicted model, not a curated record.
AAAUACUAUAUUAAUCCAUUCCAAAUUGCAUUGCAUUCUGCAAAAAGUUUGGCUUAUCUUCUUCAAAGCGUUGACUUCAAUUUCUUCAAAUCAAUGUCUUCUUCAUCAUCAUCAUCCUCCAAUCAUCAAUGGCUCUACGACGUAUUCCUCAACUUCAGAGGAGAAGACACACGUAGCAAAUUCGUUUCUCAUCUCCAUGCAUCACUCUCAAAUGCAGGAAUCAACACUUUCGUUGAUUACCAACUUGACAAAGGAACAGAACUUGAAUCUGAACUUCUGAAAACAAUAGAAGACUCUCACAUAUCCAUUGUUGUAUUCUCCGAAACAUACACAGAAUCAAGUUGGUGUCUUAAUGAGCUUGAAAAGAUUAUGAAAUGUAGAAGAAUUUAUGGGCAAGUUGUUGUGCCUAUUUUCUAUGAUGUUGAUCCUUCUGUUGUUCGUCGUCAGAAAGGUGCUUUUGGAAAUGCUUUGAGACGUAGUGCAGAUAGUAGAUACUUUAAAGGAGAAGCUGUGGAAUAUGUGGUUUCUAGGUGGAGAAAUGCACUCAUUCAAGCUUCAAAUUUGUCUGGUUGGGAUGUUACCAAUUGCAGGAAUGAAGGUGAACUAAUACAACAAAUUGUUGAGGAUGUUUUGACAAAAAUACAAAACACAUUCUUGUCUAUUACUGAAUUUCUAGUUGGAUUGGAAUCUCGUGUACAACAAAUGAUCGAGUUUAUUGAAAAUCAAUCAAACAAGGUCUGUAUGAUAGGGAUAUGGGGAAUGGGAGGAUCCGGAAAAACAACCACAGCCAAAGCUAUCUACAAUCGAAUCCAUCGAAAAUUUGUGGAUAGAAGUUUCAUAGAAAAUGUUAGAGAAGUUUGUGAAAAAGAUAAUAGAGGGAUUAUUCAUUUACAAGAACAACUUCUCUCAGAUGUCUUAAAAACGAAGGAGAAGAUACAUAGCGUUGCAUUGGGGCCAAUUGUGAUUGAAAAUAGACUUAAAGGAAAAAGGGCACUUGUUGUACUUGAUGAUGUGACCACAUCUGAGCAAUUAAAAGCCUUGUGUGGAAAUCCGAAGUUAUUUGGUUCAGGAAGUGUGUUAAUUGUUACAACUAGAGAUGUACGUUUACUUAAUUUACUUAGUGCCGACUAUGUCUGUACAAUGACAGAAAUGGAUGAAAAGGAGUCACUUGAGCUUUUCAGUUGGCAUGCUUUUGGACAACCGAGUCCAAAUGUAGACUUCAAUGAACUCUCCAAAAAUGUAGUAGCUUACUGUGGAGGAUUGCCACUUGCUCUUGAAGUCCUUGGAUCUUACUUAUAUGAGAGGACAAAACAAGAAUGGAGAGGUGUAUUGUCGAAAUUAGAGAGAAUUCCCAAUGAUCAAGUACAAGAGAAACUGAGAAUAAGCUAUGAUGGUUUAGAGGAUGACACAGAAAAAGAUAUAUUUCUUGAUAUAUGUUGUUUCUUUAUCGGCAAGGACAUAGCCUAUGUUACAGAAAUACUAAAUGGUUGUGGACUUUAUGCUAAUAUUGGAAUACCUGUCCUCAUAGAACGAAGUCUCAUAAAAGUUGGAAAGAAUAACAAACUUGGAAUGCAUGACUUGCUACGAGACAUGGGAAGAGAAAUUGUUCGUGAAAGUUCAGGAAAAGUGCCUGGGAAGCGUAGUCGAUUGUGGUUUCAUGGGGAUGUACAUGAUGUUUUGACAACAAAUACUGGAACAGAAACCGUAGAAGGAUUGGUUUUGAAGUCGCAAAGCACUAGUGAAGUUUGCUUCAAUGCUGAUUCUUUCAAGGAAAUGAAGAAACUUAGACUUUUACAACUUGAUCAUGUUGAUAUUACUGGAGAUUAUGGACAUCUUUCUAAAGAAGUAAGAUGGCUCCAUUGGCAGGGGUUUACAUUAAACUAUAUACCCAAUUACUUUUAUCAAGGAAAUCUAGUUGUUGUUGACUUAAGGCACAGUUACAUUAAACAAGUUUGGGAUGAAACCAAGUUGAUGGAGAAGCUAAAAAUUCUCAAUCUCAGUCAUUCCAAGUACUUGGAAAACACCCCUGACUUUUCGAAACUGCCGAACCUAGAAAAGCUCAUUAUGAAGGAUUGUCCAAGUUUGUUCAAGAUACACCAUUCCAUUGGUGAUCUUAAGAAUGUUCUUUUGAUAAAUUUGAAGGACUGUACAGGUCUUAGAAGUCUUCCUAGGAAAAUCUAUCAAUUGAAAACUUUGAAAACUCUCGUCCUUUCUGGUUGUUCAAAAAUUGACAAAUUGGAAGAAGAUAUAGUUCAAAUGGAGUCGUUGACAACACUGAUUGCAAAAGAUACAUCUAUAAAAGAGGUUCCCUAUUCAAUCGUAAGAUCGAAAAGCAUCGGUUAUAUAUCCCUAUGCGGAUAUGAAGGAUUAUCACGUGAUGUUUUUCCUUCUCUCAUUAGGUCUUGGAUAACACCAACCAUGAAUUCCCUACUCUAUGUUACCCCAUUUGGGAGCAUGUCAUUGUCUCUAAUUUCCUUUGCUUUUGAGAGUGAUAAUUUGGGCUCUUUAUCACCAAAUCCUAGCAGGCUUUCAAAACUUGAAAGUUUUUGGGUUGAAUAUCGCUUAGAGGUUCAAGUAACUCAAGAAUUAAGAACAUAUCUCGAUGAUCUAUACAAUCUAAAUUUUACUGAGUUUGAAGAAGCAACAUCACAAAGCUCAGGUCUUUCCUUGAGAUCACUUUUGAUGGGAAUGAGCAGUUGCCACAUGGUCGCCAAUACUGGAAAUAGCAUAUCACAGACAAUGUCAGGGGAAUCAUCUAAAGUUCACAAGAAAUAUAGACUUCCAGAAAGUUCAGAAAAACAGAUUAACCAGAGGAUAGACUCUCAGACAAUUCGCGUGGACUCUGAUGAGGAAUAUGAAAGCCUCCCAUCAUUCAAACGCACUAGGAAGUAUUCAAAUGAGAAAGAGAGGGAAGACUUGGGAGAAAUUCCUUUCACAACAUUUAAGAAAUUAAAAAUUAAGCAUUCUAAAGAAAGGAAAUCCAAAACUCAUGAAAGGAGAACUAGAAAACCUCGAAUGAACAGAGAAGGAGAAGAUUCUGUCAAUAGUUUUGAGGAAACAGAAUCAUCCUUUAAAAAGGCAAUGAAGAGUGAUCACUCAAGUGAUGAUGAAUCUACUUCAUCUGCUCACUCCAUCAUAUCAAAGGAAAAGUCAAAUUCUUUGAGAAAGGAGAUUGAAAAUUCUCAUCAAACAUUACCUUCAGUGAAGAAUAAGGCACCGGAUGCCAUAAAAGUCCCCUUUGAUUUUAUCAACAGCUUACCUCAGGAAAAAAUUCUUGAAAAUGGUGCUUCAACCCCCAUUUCUCUAACAUCACCAAAGGGUUCAUGUCCUACAGAAAAGGGUCCAAGUCCAACAGAAAAGGGUCCAAGUCCAACAGAAAAGGUAGAGAAAGUUUCUUCUAAACAAGAAUCAGUUUCUGAGUAUUCCUCAGUUGAUUAUUCUAAAUACAAGGAACUUAUUGAAGAGGAUCCUCUAGCCAUGAUGGAGAAACUCCUUUCUGGUGAAGUCAGUUAUUCUUCUAAGACUUCACAAUCUACAAACCAAAAAGAAACUACUGAAGUUGAGAGGGAAUCAAUUGAAACACUGCUUGAUGACUUAAGACAUCUAGCUUUUUCAAGGAAUCUUUUGAAAUAUCUUCCCAAUGACAUGAACCGUCGAGAAAAGGUAAAAGAUUUAUUACUCGAACUCGAUGAUAGGGUCGAUGAACUGUCUGAGAAACAAGUUUUGGGUCUAUCUGAGUUCACUAAAAUCUUCAAAGAAGCCACAAUCAUCAUUGAUGAUAGUCGAGAUAACGCUGAUUCUCUUCAAGAGCUUGCAGUGAACCAAAAGAACACAAUGUCUAAACUUGAGGCUUCCAAGGACAAAGUAGAGAGAUUUGCUGAAUCAAUUGCUGCUGGACAGAAUAAAGUCAAAUAUAUAGAUCAUCAAAUUGAGGAUAUCGAAACACAAAUUCAAAAACUUAAACAGCAAGUAAAUAAGCUUCGUCUAGAAAAGUCUCUCUUGAAAGAUACUUGUUCGAGAUGUCAAGAAAAAAGCGUUGAAAAUAUGAAAGAAAUCAAAAGUAUAUCCUCAAAUGCUGUGGAAAUCCUUGAGAAAACUUUAAACCUUGAAAAGAAAGAACAAGAAUUCAAUUUGAAUUACAAGAGACUUCAAGAGCAUUAUACCAAAAUGAAAUCAGCACCUCCUUUUUGAAUUUAGACCUUUUUUAACCACUUUAUAAUUUGCAUUGUGGUAUGUAACAAUCAUUGUAAAUGAAAAAAAUUUCAUUUCUUUGUGGCAUGUAAAUGGGAAUUAUAGUUUUCUAGCUCAAAUAUUGAAGUUAAAUAUGAGCUUCUGGUACUGUGUUGGGUUUUACUUGAAAGAAAAGGAAAUAGUGAAUCGUUUUGUGCUUGAUUUAAAAAGUACAUUGUUGAUA